Oncorhynchus gorbuscha (pink salmon) is the source of this 3416-nucleotide messenger RNA. RefSeq names its product thyroid receptor-interacting protein 6-like. Bases 215 to 1933 code for a protein of 572 amino acids. NCBI's taxonomy places the organism in Eukaryota, Metazoa, Chordata, Actinopteri, Salmoniformes, Salmonidae. The transcript has 10 exons. Gene Ontology annotation, cellular component: stress fiber; focal adhesion. Gene Ontology annotation, biological process: cell-cell adhesion; positive regulation of non-canonical NF-kappaB signal transduction. The record is from RefSeq and is a predicted model, not a curated record.
AGCUCUGAAUCAGCACCUUACCCAUUUCAAGGUUCUUUCCAAAGAAUAACCAUUCUCUCUGACUAGUUAGGCAAGUUAGCUGCUUAACUCAUUGAACCUGCUUUGUGGUAUACUCUUUUGUCUCUGUCUGCUGGAAUUCCCUUAUGGUUGGGAGUGUCGCUGUCUUCCUGCUUCUCAACUAUAAGCCUGUUGUUUAACUGUGUAUAACCCUGACAUGUCUGGUCCUAACUGGCUGCCCCCGAAGACUCCUGGUAGCCCGGAGAGACCCGUCCCCCAGAUGUCGGACUCUGGACCGGCCGUGUACAGACAGCCGCCCAAGAAGGUCUCCUCGGACACCCGGCCCAAGUAUGUUGUCUAUGACCAGAACGGAGGAGGAAUGGCCACUAGGUACUUGGCUACUAGUCCUACUGCUGGGCCCAUGCAGCACCACCAAGAGGACUCAGGGUUUCACCCUAACUCUAAUGACCACUACUACCAACCACUUCCCCAAGGUCUUGACGAAGACCAAUCCUUGAACCUUCACAUGGACCGCUACCAGCUGAUGCACUGGGAAACUCCUGAGAAGCUGAUUAGACACCACUCCAGCAGUGAUGCGGAGAUUGACUCACUCACCUGCAUGCUGGCUGAGCAGGACAGCCAUACACUAAACGGCACACAGCUGUACCACAAUGUGCCUUACAACAAAUACAUCUUGGGGGACCACUACAGACCCUCAGCCCAGCCAGGAGCCCCAUCUCAGGGACAGCUGUUUAUGGGUUUCCCACCUCAGUCCACAGACUAUUCUAUACCCCCAAACCCCAGUGAUCCCCACCAGGGUCUCCAGUACUUCCCCCAGACAGAUGAAAACGACACAGAGGUCUCCAAAUCCUACCCCCAGCCUUUCCCUGCCUCCUACAAUACCGCCUCCACCCGUACUGGCCCAAGGUUCAGUCUUCAGGUCAAAACAGCCCAAACUGUCACCUACUUCCAGACUGGUAGGCAAGCUGGGCAGGCUUACACCCCUUCCCCACACCGCCAGCAUGCAUUGUGGUCCCCGCCCAGGAAUCCGACUGGCCGCCAGGGCUGGUUCCCUCGCCACCCUGCAUCCCAAGUCCAGGAGCUGCACUCUGAGAGGGGUUACAAGGGGAGUGCUGCAGGGUUUGGAGGGAGAGCUACCCAGUGCCCCACAUCCAAUGGAGUCACAGAAACUCACCAGUCAGGCUCGGCACCAAGCUCCGCCUAUCAGCCCAGCAAGCAGGGGACAGCAGCUCCGAGGCCAGAGGAAGAGUUGGGCCAGCCCACUAAGAAGUUUGUGUAUGACAUGAAUCAUCCCCCGACAGAGGAAGACUUUGGUUGCUGUGCACGUUGCGGCGACAAAGUCCUUGACGAUGGCAGCGACUGUAUCACCAUGGAGCAGGUGUUUCAUGUGGAUUGUUUCACCUGUGUCACCUGCCAGGCUCAUCUCCGGGGGCAACCGUUCUAUGCUAUUGACAAGCAGAGCCACUGCAGGAGCUGUUACAUUAGUAUCCUAGAGCGCUGCUGCAUGUGCUCCAAGCCCAUCCUGGACCGUGUCCUGUGGUCCAUGGGCAAUGCCUACCACCCGCGCUGCUUCAACUGUGUUGUGUGUGGCUGCUGCCUGGACGGCGUGCCCUUCACCGUGGACGCCACCUCCCAGAUCCACUGUAUAGACGACUUCCACAGGAAGUUUGCCCCUCGCUGCUCAGUGUGUGGCCAGGCCAUCAUUCCCAGACCGGGCCAGGAUGAGACUAUCAGUAUAGUGGCGCUGGACCGCAACUUCCACGUCAACUGCUAUGUGUGUGAGGAGUGUGGUCUGCUCCUGUCCUCUGAGGGUGAGGAGCGAUGCUGUUACCCCCUGGAUGGUCACAUCUUGUGUAAGGGCUGCAGCGCCCAGCACAUCCUGAACCCCUCAGACAAAAUCUCAACUGACUGCUAACCAACUAGGAAGUCACCUCUGACCUUUAACCGAUGACCCCCCCCCGUCAACCGUUCCAUUACUUUCACUUGCUCUGGGGUAAAAGUUGGUCUAAAAACAGAUCUGGAAUGAACCUUAACAACAAGGAGAUGUUAAACUGACUUGAUCAGUGCCGAAGAACAACUUCAUCCCCCUUCACUUUAAUCAGCUCAUGGCUUAUCUUCGGGCAUCUGAAGAAUAAAGCUGAGGGCUGCACUACCCCCCCCAUUCAGACCUUUGACUGCACCACUGCUUAUCUCACACUUUCCUGCAUGUUGCACAUUGUCUCACACACUUUCCUGCAUGUUGCGCACCCUCACACACACCAUCCUUCCAGAUACCGAUGGGAUUGACAUUGUGGAGGCUGAGUAGGAAAAUGAGGUGUUAUUGAGGAUGAGGUAUACUGUGUCUUCCUGGCUGUGGGGUAACUGACCAGUGGUAUACAAAAUAUAUGUUCUAAUACUUGGACUGAAGUCAAUAACAGUGCUGAACUGCCUCAUGAGCAAAGUGCACAUAUGAAAGGUAUUUCCGUGACUGAAUUUAUAUUACAGGUGUUUUUGUUGUGGAGUGAAUGUGUCUGGAGACCUUUCAUGGCAGAGCUAGUGGGUGUAGUCGGUGUGCGUUGUGUAGUGAAUUUAGUUUUUAGGAAGAUUGAUUAGAGUGAACAAGAUCACUGACGUCAUUGCUUUGAUCUCAUUGGAUGUUCAAUUCUGUAGUAAUCUGUCAAUAUAAUUAAAUCUUGAACCACAUGUCAGAACAUAACAAAUAUUUUAUUCCGCAGGACAGUGAAUUGUAAACAACUGGUACUGCAUUUCAGAGAAUGUUACUUGUAUACAGUCCAAACUCAAUCUUUUAAUAUGUGAAAGUGCUUUUUAGAUAUUUUUCCUUUUAACACUUGGGUUGAUUUGAUACUUUAAUAUGAAGAUGACUGCGGCGCGAUUAAGUAUGCUCGUCUUACUGAGAGGGGCAUCUCCAUGCUUGCCACGUGUAAGCUUAGCCUUAGGAGUUUGCUUUGUUGGCCGUGUUUAAGUAACUCUGCGACAUUGUAGUUAUUCACACAUUGUGGUGUAAUUUCUCCUUGAGAUUCUCCAUCCCGCUGUCUUUGUUUUAAUGUAAAAACUGCUAGUAUGUUUUGAAGCUUCUGUUCUGACUACAAGACCCUUAAAAUCAAUUAUAUUGUUUUCUUUGUCCAGAAUCAUGUGUUUCAGUAUUUGAUUCUUCUCAGCGUAUAGGUCAAUGAGCACAAUAUGGUCCCUGUGUUGAACAGCAUUUUUCACUUAUUAACCGCUAUUGUCACUAAGAUGUGUAAAUGUGAUUAUGAGGGUAAUGGUCAUCACUUUGUAACUGUUUAAUUUUAUGUUCCACUGCUGAAUGAUAUUUGUCUGAGUGGAAUGGACUGAGCAGGUUUGUACAAUUUGACUUGCAUAUGAAGUAGACGUGUGAAUGAUUAGCUUUAUUUCUUUCU